Molecule: messenger RNA, 2148 nt
Organism: Anoplopoma fimbria (sablefish)
Lineage: Eukaryota; Metazoa; Chordata; Actinopteri; Perciformes; Anoplopomatidae
Gene: hgfa
Product: hepatocyte growth factor a
Exons: 18
Coding region: 1-2148 (715 amino acids)
Biological process (GO): proteolysis
Molecular function (GO): serine-type endopeptidase activity
Source: RefSeq, a predicted model, not a curated record
AUGAGGACAAACGUAUGGAUUUACCAAGCUGUGGUGUGUGCUGUGGUCACUAUAAUAAAUACAGGCUUUUGUAGGACUCAUCAGUCGUUACAGAAGUAUGAAAAGAGUGAAAGUCACAUGCUGGUUUGCACAGACUGUCCUCAGCCCCCUUUGGUACGGAACGGCCGAUCUCAGGAGCAAUGCGCCAGGAAGUGCAAGAAGGUCAAGAAAAACUUCAACUGCAGGGCUUUCAACUUUCAAAGGCACGACAGGAAAUGCCACUUGCUUCCCUUUGACCGCUUCACCCACGGUGUGCAGAAGCAGGCCAACGUCAACUUCACUUUGUAUGAAAAAAAAGAUUAUAUAAGGGAGUGUAUCACCGGCACCAAGGACAACUACAGAGGGAGGAGGUCUUGGACGAAGUCAAACAUCACUUGCCAAGCUUGGUCAGAUAAUAACAUCAAUGAACACACGUUUUAUCCUGAUAGGUACCCAACGCAAGACCUGAGGGAGAACUUCUGUCGGAAUCCCAACAACGAUCCUGGUGGUCCCUGGUGCUACACCACAGACCCCAACGUACGAGCCGAGGAGUGUGGCAUACCUCAGUGUUCAAAGGAAGUCUGUAUGACGUGUAAUGGGGAAGAUUACCGGGGCAAACUUGACCAUACAGAGAGUGGCAAAGAGUGCCAGAGGUGGGACUCAACAAGGCAUAACAAACACCACUUCCAGCCCAAAAAGUAUCGGCACAAAGAUUUAAGGGACAACUACUGUCGUAACCCAGAUAAUCGUCUUCGUCCCUGGUGCUACACCAUGGACCCCAAAACUCUGUGGGAGUAUUGCAACAUCACUGUGUGUGAUUCUGACUCAAGCGAGGACACCGAGGUCAAUGUAACAACAUCCUGUGUCCAGGGAAAGGGCACAGAUUACCGAGGCACAAUGAAUGUCACUCCAGAGGGUGUGACGUGCCAGCGAUGGGACUCCCAGUCGCCCCAUAACCACUCCUUUCUUCCUCAGAACUUCAAAUGCAAAGACCUCAGAGAGAACUACUGCCGUAACCCUGAUGGUGCGGAUUACCCAUGGUGCUUCACUACAGACCCUAAUCAAAGGAUAGCCAACUGCACUCACAUCCCCAGGUGUGAUGCUGAGGCCACAGAAAAAAUGGAGUGUUAUGAAGACAACAUAGAGACAUAUCGGGGCACUUUAUCCACAACUCGAUCCGGUAUUCCCUGCGCAGACUGGUCACAUCACAUAAACAGUGGGGAUUCUCACUCUACAGAAUCCCAUGUGGGGCUGGAGAAGAACUAUUGCCGGAACCCGGACCGGGACAAACAUGGCCCCUGGUGUUACACCAAUCCAAAUAACCGUUUGGCCUGGGACUACUGCAAACUGAAGCACUGUGAAUCAGCUACAGUGGCUCCUCAACCGAACACUUUAACUGGGCCCAAGAUAUCAUGCUUUGUGCAUAUAAGUACCAGAAUCGUAGGAGGACACCAAGUGCGAGGUACAGAUGGCAGCUGGGUUGUCAGCAUCCAAAAAGAGAAGGUUCAUUUGUGCGGGGGCUCGUUGAUCCGAGAAGACUGGAUUUUGACAGACCAACAGUGCUUCACCUCCUGCGUUCCAGAUCUCAAGGAUUACAGUGUGCAGGUUGGUCUACGGCACCUCAAUGAAUCCUCAAAUCACCCGAGACUACGCAUCUCUCGCCUGAUCUGUGGCCCAGAAGGAUCCAACCUUGUUAUGCUGAAACUAGAAGAUCCUGCCCCUGUGUCUGAAGGUGCCUCCACUAUUCAUCUUCCAGUAAAAGAGUGUCACAUCACCGAGGGCACCAACUGCACCAUGUAUGGAUGGGGGGAAACCAAAAACACAGGAUACGAUGAGGCACUCAACGCUUUGACCAUGCCCAUGGUCAACAAUGACAUGUGCUCACAAAUCAAAGGGGACGCCGGGGAAAGCAGAAUAUGUGCCGGCGGCAAGAGAGGAGAAGGCGUGUGUGAUAAAGACAAUGGUGGUCCUUUGGUUUGCCAGGAACAUGAGCGCAAAGUCAUCGUCGGCGUGAGCAUCCAAAGGACAAAAUGUGCGUCAUCACAGCCUGCACUUUUUGUUAACGUUGCCUUCUACUCUGAGUGGAUAUACAAAGUGUUCAAACUCUACCCCAGUUUGGAGAGGUACUGA